AUGAUCAUCGUUAACGUUGAAGUCUGGCUAAAAAGUGGGCAUUAUUUUGAUCGAUUUGAUGAUGGUGUGAUAGAAGAAAGACAGAAGCAGACAAUGUCAAUGCUUUUAUUUGCUGGAAACAUGUCAUAUCUUUACACCAGUGAACCAUUCAUUAAGUUUUUUGAGGAUGGCGUGGAACAUAAACCAUCGUUGUCUAGUAAGUCUUGUGAUUCUGAACAAACUAACGAGGUCAUUGAUGCUCAAGAAUGGACUCCACAGGUGUACUCAAGUGACAGAGAAGGAUCGGACAAUGAACAAAGAGAAGAUAUUUUCCAUUUAAAUACCAGUUUGUCUGAUGAUGAUAAGAAAUGGUUGUCAAAUGCGAUUUCCUUGUGUAGUGAAGGUGAUGAUAUAGAAACAUUAGCAUCCCAAUCUUCCUGCUCGUUCAAAGAUCAUGAGGACUGGGAACUUGUUGAUGAUGAUGAAAAUUUGGAUAUAUUACCUACGCUGCUAGAAAAUGAAAACGACGAUGUAUUUGUCGAGGUCAUUGGCUCGAACAAUAAUCGUGAGGUUUCGUCUAUCACCGUUGAUGAAAAACGCUUAUCGAAUGAAUUACCUUCAAAUGAUUCUGAUGAUAAGGACAAAUCACUUGAUUUAUCUGUCGAUAAAAAUGAUGACAAUCGUCUAUCAUUACCGGACGAUAAUGAGUAUAACGACACGAACGAUCAGGUCCACACUGAAAAGACUGGCACUAAUCAGGAGACGAUAGACGAUAUUGAAAAGGACAAUUUGAGUGGUCCUAUUGACCAACAUUUGCAAGAUGUUUCUCACACUGCCGCGCGAAAAGUUAUUGGUAGAAAACUGUCAAACGUUGCGAUGUCCUGGAUUGAUCCAAAAAAGAAGGAUUAUCUUUACAAUGCUGCUCAAAUCAUGCAAGAAGCGUUGUACUGCGAGGCAAAUGAGAUGUACGAAAAGGCUUUUUUGAAGUACAAAUUAUGUGUUGGUAUUUUACUCAAAGGCGUUCAACUUGAUGGUGAUGUUAAGCGACGAGAAGCAGUUCGCAGGAAAACGGCUCAAUAUUUAGUAAAAGCAGAAUUUUUAUACAAUACAUAUUUGAAACAGGAACACGACCAGGAUAAUAUUGGAGACAUGACGCCUUCAAUUACGCCUGCAUUGUCACUCAAUCAUGAAUUUAAUGGUUUUGUUGAUGUUAAAUAUUCAAAGCUUGAUUUGUCCCAUAUUAAAGUAAUUGGUGUCAUAUCAAACAAUAUGUUGGCACAAUGCGAGGGAUUUGAAGAAGUUUAUGUCGUUAAGGCGUUACAUAAAACAAAUGCAAUCCACCGCGCUUAUAAACAAGACAAUCAAGAGAAGAUGAAUAGAAGUUUUUCAAGGAAAUAUGCAAAAUUGAAACGGAUGGUGCAUUUACAUUGUCAUUUUGAGACGAGUGAUAAAAUUUUCCUCCUUCUUGAGUACGCCAGUGGAGGCAAUCUUUGGUCUCAUGUGACGUGUCUUGAAAAUUCACAAGAAAAUGUCUACUCUCUCGGGACUUCAGACUUGCAUCACGUGACAUCCAAUAGUUCCCAGGACGACGUGGCUCGUUUUAUAGAUCAAUGUCACAUAAAUAUUAUUGGAAAUAGACAUGUACGACUGUGGAUUGCGGAGUUAAUUCUUGCCAUAGAUAGCUUACACUCGCUUGGAAUAAUCCUGAAGGAUUUAAAGCCAUGUAAUGUGUUACUGGAUGAAAGUGGACAUGUUAAGUUAUCGUAUUUUGGGGUCUGGGAAGAGGUCGAUAAUUCGGUCGAUCCUGAAGCAGUAGCUCGUCUUUACUGUGCCCCUGAGGUUUGUGUUGGUGAGAAAAUUACUACGGCGGCAGACUGGUGGAGUCUUGGUGUACUUAGUUAUGAGCUCAUCACUGGGCAGGUGCUGUCAUCAACUCAACCUUGGGGUGUAUAUCCACAUUCACCUCUCGCAUUUCCUGCUUCUCAAGAUAUAUCGCCUGAAGCCAGAUCAUUUCUAUCUGGGCUAAUAUGUCAUAAUCCACGCGAGAGAUUAGGAAGCUCAUUGGAUGGUGUGCAAGCAGUCAAAUCUCACGCGUACUUACGCGAUAUAGACUGGAUGCAAUUAGAAAAUUGCACGUCGAAAGAUUGGGACUAGUUGAAUUUCUGGCUUCAAAUUUUGGCGGAAGUAGCAUUCCAGUUAUAUUCAAUUCAAUGGUUUCCACUCAGUUUUCAGAAAGACGGGAACAUUAUUAAAAUGAUCUUAAUUCUUCAAGAUCAUGUAAGUCUGUAAGACUGGAAAGAUGACGGAGUUCAUUUAUGGUUUGAAAGUUUUAUGUUUUAUUUUAUUUCAUAUCUUUCCAACGAAGAAUGACAAUGUGUGUUUUUAUUCAUUGUCAUAUAAGUGACUGUCUGAUAAGAUAUAACAUUGAUUCCCAAUGGAUUAAGCAAGAGAAAGAGAUCUCGAUUGAAACGCAAUAUUUGUCAAACAUUACUAUGUAGUUUUCUUAAAAUACUGCUGAAUAGACAAGAAGAAUGAUGAUAGAACAAAACUGAUUAAUGGACAAGACUAUAAAAAUGAACUAGACUGAUGAAUGGACAAGAAUAAGACAGAUGACUGGACAAGAAUAAGACUGAUGAAUGGACAAGAAUAAGACUGUUGAUUGGCCAAGAAUAAGACUGAUAAUGGACAAGAAUAAGACUGAUGAAUGAACAAGAAUAAGAGUGUUGAUUGGACAAGAAUAAGACUGAUGAUUGGACCAGAAUAAGACUGAUGACUGGACAAGAAUAAGACUGAUGAAUGGACAAGAAUAAGACUGUUGAUUGGACAAGAAUAAGACUGAUGAAUGGACAAGAAUAACACUGAUGAAUGGACAAGAAUAAGACUGAUGAAUGGACAAGAACAAGACUGUUGAUUGGACAAGAAUAAGACUGUUGAUUGGACAAGAAAAAGACGGAUGAUUGGACAAGAAUAAGACUGAUGAAUAGAAAAGACGAUUUGAUAUUGCAAGAACAUACUAGAUUAAUAUUUUUGUCUACCUCGUCUCGUCAGGGAUCUCAACCAAUUGAUAAUUGGUUUGAAGAUUCCUUGAAAGAUAUGAAAUUUGUCAAUUUCAAAGUCACUUAAACGAAUGUUCAGUGAUGGCAAUCGUGUUGGUGUAAACGUUACGGAAAGUGGUAAAGAUCCUCUGAUCUCGGAAAAAGAUAAAUGAUCUUAUUUGUACAUAGCUUUGGCUUUGAAAAGAUUCUAGCAGCCAUUCCUGUCGUGAUCCAUCUCUCGCUAAACCAUUUUCUACAAGAACUUAAAAGUAUCAACUGAUGUUUUUUAUACUUUUACAGUAAAACAAAAUAAAACAGAUUCCGAAUAUAGACAUCUUGUUUUCUUGAUAUUCAAGAUGAUUUAGACAACAGAUUGUGUGAAUACUUUUACAGUGAUUUGUGGAUAUCGUUCGGAAAAAAAACAUUUGUUCGUGUCUGUUAAAA
Molecule: messenger RNA, 3458 nt
Organism: Xenia sp. Carnegie-2017
Lineage: Eukaryota; Metazoa; Cnidaria; Anthozoa; Malacalcyonacea; Xeniidae
Product: ribosomal protein S6 kinase delta-1-like
Exons: 14
Coding region: 1-2133 (710 amino acids)
Biological process (GO): protein phosphorylation
Molecular function (GO): protein kinase activity; ATP binding
Source: RefSeq, a predicted model, not a curated record